This is a messenger RNA of Diceros bicornis minor, 4152 nucleotides long. RefSeq names its product cullin associated and neddylation dissociated 1 (gene CAND1). Gene Ontology annotation, biological process: SCF complex assembly; protein ubiquitination. Gene Ontology annotation, cellular component: nucleus. Bases 121 to 3813 code for a protein of 1230 amino acids. NCBI's taxonomy places the organism in Eukaryota, Metazoa, Chordata, Mammalia, Perissodactyla, Rhinocerotidae. The transcript is spliced from 15 exons. The record is from RefSeq and is a predicted model, not a curated record.
CCGCCGAGGCGCCUCCCCCGUCAGGUCGGCGUCGCGCCGCGACCCUGGAAGCGGAGCCGCGGGCGGGAGGAGGAGCCCCAGCGGCGGCGGGCGGCAGCGGGCGGGAGCCAGGCCGGCAACAUGGCGAGCGCCUCGUACCACAUCUCCAAUCUGCUGGAGAAGAUGACGUCCAGCGACAAGGACUUCAGGUUUAUGGCUACAAAUGAUUUGAUGACAGAACUGCAGAAAGAUUCCAUCAAGUUGGAUGAUGAUAGUGAAAGGAAAGUAGUGAAGAUGAUUUUGAAGUUACUGGAAGAUAAAAAUGGAGAGGUACAGAAUUUAGCUGUCAAAUGUCUUGGCCCUUUAGUGAGUAAAGUGAAAGAAUAUCAAGUAGAAACAAUUGUAGAUACCCUCUGCACUAACAUGCUUUCUGAUAAAGAACAACUUCGAGAUAUUUCAAGUAUUGGCCUUAAAACAGUCAUUGGAGAACUUCCUCCAGCUUCCAGUGGCUCUGCAUUAGCUGCUAAUGUAUGUAAAAAGAUCACUGGACGUCUUACCAGUGCCAUAGCAAAGCAGGAAGAUGUCUCUGUUCAGCUAGAAGCCUUGGAUAUUAUGGCUGAUAUGUUGAGCAGGCAAGGAGGACUUCUUGUUAAUUUCCAUCCUUCGAUUCUGACCUGUCUGCUCCCCCAGUUGACCAGCCCUAGACUUGCAGUGAGGAAAAGAACCAUUAUUGCUCUUGGCCAUCUGGUUAUGAGCUGUGGAAAUAUAGUUUUUGUAGAUCUUAUUGAACAUCUGUUGUCCGAGUUGUCCAAAAAUGAUUCCAUGUCAACAACAAGAACCUACAUACAAUGUAUUGCUGCUAUUAGUAGGCAAGCUGGUCACAGAAUAGGUGAAUACCUUGAGAAGAUAAUUCCUUUGGUGGUAAAAUUUUGUAAUGUAGAUGAUGAUGAAUUAAGAGAGUACUGCAUUCAAGCCUUUGAAUCAUUUGUGAGAAGAUGUCCUAAGGAAGUAUAUCCUCAUGUUUCUACCAUUAUAAAUAUUUGUCUUAAAUAUCUUACCUAUGAUCCAAAUUAUAAUUAUGAUGAUGAAGAUGAAGAUGAAAAUGCCAUGGAUGCGGAUGGUGGUGAUGAUGAUGACCAAGGGAGUGAUGAUGAAUACAGUGACGAUGAUGACAUGAGUUGGAAAGUGAGACGUGCAGCUGCUAAGUGCUUGGAUGCUGUAGUUAGCACAAGGCAUGAAAUGCUUCCAGAAUUCUACAAGACCGUCUCUCCUGCACUGAUAUCCAGAUUUAAAGAGCGUGAAGAGAAUGUAAAGGCAGAUGUUUUUCAUGCAUACCUUUCUCUUUUGAAGCAAACUCGUCCUGUGCAAAGUUGGCUGUGUGACCCUGAUGCAAUGGAACAGGGAGAAACACCUUUAACAAUGCUUCAGAGUCAGGUUCCCAACAUUGUUAAAGCUCUGCACAAACAGAUGAAGGAAAAAAGUGUGAAGACCCGGCAGUGUUGUUUUAACAUGUUAACUGAACUCGUGAAUGUGUUACCUGGGGCCCUGACGCAACACGUUCCUGUGCUUGUACCAGGAAUCAUUUUCUCACUGAAUGAUAAAUCAAGCUCAUCAAAUUUGAAGAUUGAUGCUCUGUCGUGUCUGUACGUAAUCCUCUGUAACCACUCUCCUCAAGUCUUCCAUCCUCAUGUCCAGGCUUUGGUCCCUCCAGUGGUGGCUUGUGUUGGAGACCCAUUUUACAAGAUUACAUCUGAAGCACUUCUUGUUACUCAACAGCUUGUGAAAGUCAUUCGUCCUUUAGAUCAGCCAUCCUCAUUUGAUGCAACUCCUUACAUCAAAGAUCUAUUUACCUGUACCAUUAAGAGGUUAAAAGCAGCUGACAUUGAUCAGGAAGUCAAGGAAAGGGCUAUUUCCUGUAUGGGACAAAUCAUUUGCAACCUUGGAGACAAUUUGGGUUCUGACUUGCCUAAUACACUUCAGAUUUUCUUGGAGAGGCUAAAGAAUGAAAUUACCCGGUUAACUACAGUGAAGGCAUUGACACUCAUUGCUGGGUCACCUUUGAAGAUAGAUUUGAGGCCUGUCCUGGGAGAAGGGGUUCCUAUCCUUGCUUCAUUUCUCAGGAAAAACCAGAGAGCUUUGAAAUUGGGCACCCUUUCAGCCCUAGAUAUUCUAAUUAAAAACUAUAGUGAUAGCUUGACAGCUGCCAUGAUUGAUGCAGUUCUAGAUGAGCUCCCACCUCUUAUCAGCGAAAGUGAUAUGCAUGUUUCACAGAUGGCUAUCAGUUUUCUUACCACACUGGCAAAAGUGUAUCCCUCCUCCCUUUCAAAGAUAAGUGGAUCCAUUCUCAAUGAACUUAUUGGACUUGUGAGAUCGCCCUUAUUGCAGGGAGGAGCUCUUAGCGCCAUGCUAGACUUUUUCCAAGCUCUGGUUGUCACUGGAACAAAUAAUCUAGGAUACAUGGAUUUGUUGCGCAUGCUGACUGGUCCAGUUUAUUCCCAGAGCACAGCUCUUACUCACAAGCAGUCUUAUUAUUCCAUUGCCAAAUGUGUAGCUGCCCUUACUCGAGCAUGCCCUAAAGAAGGACCAGCUGUAGUAGGUCAGUUUAUUCAAGACGUCAAGAACUCAAGGUCUACAGAUUCCAUUCGUCUCUUAGCUCUACUUUCCCUUGGAGAAGUUGGGCAUCAUAUUGACUUAAGUGGGCAGCUGGAACUGAAAUCUGUAAUAUUGGAAGCCUUCUCAUCUCCUAGUGAAGAAGUCAAAUCAGCCGCAUCCUAUGCAUUAGGCAGCAUUAGUGUGGGCAACCUUCCUGAAUACCUGCCAUUUGUCUUACAAGAAAUAACCAGUCAGCCCAAAAGGCAGUAUCUUCUGCUUCAUUCCUUGAAGGAAAUUAUUAGCUCUGCAUCAGUGGUGGGCCUUAAACCAUAUGUUGAAAACAUCUGGGCCUUGUUGCUAAAGCAUUGUGAGUGUGCAGAAGAAGGAACCAGAAAUGUUGUUGCUGAAUGUCUAGGCAAACUCACUCUAAUUGAUCCAGAAACUCUCCUUCCACGGCUUAAGGGGUACUUGAUAUCAGGCUCGUCAUAUGCCCGAAGCUCAGUGGUUACAGCUGUGAAGUUUACUAUUUCUGAUCAUCCACAACCUAUUGAUCCACUAUUAAAGAACUGCAUAGGUGAUUUCCUAAAAACAUUGGAAGACCCAGAUUUGAAUGUAAGAAGAGUAGCCUUGGUCACAUUCAAUUCAGCAGCACAUAAUAAGCCAUCAUUAAUAAGGGAUCUCCUAGAUACGGUUCUUCCACAUCUUUACAAUGAAACAAAAGUUAGAAAGGAGCUCAUAAGAGAGGUAGAAAUGGGUCCAUUUAAGCAUACAGUCGACGACGGCCUAGACAUUAGAAAGGCAGCGUUUGAAUGCAUGUACACGCUUCUAGACAGUUGUCUUGAUAGACUAGAUAUCUUCGAAUUUCUAAAUCAUGUUGAAGAUGGUUUAAAGGACCAUUAUGAUAUUAAGAUGCUAACGUUUUUAAUGCUGGUGAGACUCUCCACCCUUUGUCCAAGUGCAGUAUUGCAGAGGUUGGACCGACUUGUUGAGCCAUUACGCGCCACAUGUACAACUAAGGUAAAGGCAAACUCAGUAAAGCAGGAGUUUGAAAAACAAGAUGAACUGAAGCGAUCGGCCAUGAGAGCAGUAGCAGCGCUGCUGACCAUUCCCGAAGCAGAGAAGAGCCCGCUGAUGAGCGAGUUCCAGUCUCAGAUCAGCUCUAACCCGGAGCUGGCCGCCAUCUUUGAAAGUAUCCAGAAAGAUUCAUCAUCCACUAACUUGGAAUCAAUGGACACUAGUUAGAUGUUUGGUUCCACACAGGGACCAUUCCAUUGACCAUACGAUGCACUGAAUUGACAGGUUAAUCAUAAGACAUGGAGAGAGAGGUGUCUAAAAGCUUCAAAAUGUUCCACUUUUUUUUCCUUCAUGGAGACAGUUGGCUUUCUUCCAUUGUUGUUUUUGUAGCAUUUAUUUCAGAAAUAUGUAUUUCCAUAAUCCAGAGGUUGUAAAACCACUGAUGUUUUAGUGGUUAGGGCAACACUUAAAAUGGAAACUAAAAGUUAGGAUUUAUGGAGAUAGGGUCCAGUAUCUAUUUGCCCUGUAAUGUUUAGGAUUAAAAUGUUAAAAUUUUGUGACCAUGAA